UUGUUUACCUCUGGUAAUCAACAAAAGCAUAGAGAUACGUUUUCAACUCUAGAGAUUUUCUUAGUUGUUUUAUAUAAGUUGAACCACCUGUAUUCAAUUGUAAAAAACGAGAUAUAAGAAUCUCCUGCAUAAAGCAGCCUUGUGAAAAAGUGUGAAAUGGCGAACGUACGGGACAGUGAUACUUCCCUCUGGCUCCAUAAUAAACUCGGAACAUCGAACGACUCUUGGACGGGCGGUUCAAUAUGUUCCCAAUUAAAUACAGAAGUUCUACGGAACAUAAAAUACUGCUUUCCAGAACUGCAAACUCAAGUGAAGCUUAAGCUUCUGCUCUCUUUCUUUCACAUCCCUCGCAAAAACAUUCCUUCCUUAUGCCCUGAACUGGAUGAAAUCUUGGAUUGUGCCCUGACGGACCCUGAACAGUGGGUAUCUAUGCUCGCAGAAUUGAUGAAAUCCUUCCCAUCGAGCGGCAGCCUGAACACAGAAAUGACCGAGAUGGAAGAUAAUAGAAGGAUUUUUAUGGACUUAGUCACCGACUUGCAAGAGCUGGUUAAAAAACAAACAGACACUGGAAUGUUGCCUUUAGAAUGUCAUUAUCUGAACAAGAAUGUACUACACAGCUACAUUGGAAACCUGCCGCCCCUUACGAAACAUUUCCAGCAAAGGCGUAAACCCAAAUAUUUGAGUUUGCGGAUGGAACUGCUGCAGAAAUCAUCAGAUGCUGCAUCAAAUGUUAAGAAAACUACUGCUGUUACUAUUCCGCUUAGAUCAAGAGGCAUGCCUAGGAAACUAACUGAUACAACGCCUUUGAAAGGAAUCCCCAGCCGAAUGCCAUCCAGUGGUUUCAGAACGCCAGGAACUGCGACAGCUUCAAGACCAGGAAUCGUCAGACCUCCAGCAGGCAGAAAGGAUGGUGGGAUCAAGUUUUUGGAGAUCACAGAACAACCGCUUGGCUUUGUUGCGGCCAAAAAGAGGAAGAGGCAGCAAGAGUUGGAAGAAGCAAACAAAAAAGUUGCAGCUGCAGAAGCAGAGAAGGCAGCGAGCGCAACUCCAGACUAUGCUGCUGGUUUGGUGCCAUCAAAUCCGGCAACACCUGCACCCGUCACUGCACCAGCCACACCUGCCCCUGCUGCUGCUGCUGCUGCCGCUGCCGCCGCCGCCACUCCUGUCCCGAGCACUCCAGUGGCUCCGGCUACAGCGCUGCCACCAGCAGAGAGCCUGGUGUUGGCAAGUCCGGCUACGCCGAAGGCUUCCGGCAACUUCGUCAUCUCGACGCCAGUGUCCGUGCUUAGCCGGCAGGCGCUGGUCCUCACGCCCGCGGCGCCAUCCACGCCGGUGUCAACAAAGACGGCCGUGGCGCGCGUAACCACCACUGUGGCCGUCACGCCCACUACUCACGUGAUCCAGGUGACCCAGCCGGCCGCCGUGCAGCAGGUGGCUACUGUGCGACCUGUCGUCGUCGCACCACAGCCAGCCGCCGCCACUGCCGCCACUGCUGCUACUGCUGCUGCUUCUACCGUUGUUACUGUCCAGCCAACGCCAGUCGCAACCAAGGUGGUCACCGCUCCAGUGACCGCCGUCACCAUUCCUGCCAAGAAGGGUCUUUCUCUCACGAGGGAGCAAAUGCUGGAAGCCCAAAGUAUGUUCAAGACUGCAAACAAAAUCACCAGAGCAGAAAAGGCACUCAUCCUUGGUUUCAUGGCUGGUUCAAGAGACAAUCCCUGCCCUCAUUUGGGAAGUAUCAUCACAAUCAAGCUUAGUGAAAACCAGGAGGAAGUUCUGCAGAACGAUACCUAUGUUACAAUGGUGGCCGAGACGCACUUCCAGAUGAAUUAUAACACGGGCGAAUGGAAGAGAAUGAAAAAAUUCCGCAAGCUGGAUGAAAUUCCAAACACUCAAAUUGUAGUUACGCAACCACCAACCGCCUCAGCGCAAGUGCCUGUGUAAAAUUUGCAGUGACAAUUGCGCGUUAGUUGAUUUUAUCAGCGCUCUGUGCGUAAAAGAGAGAGUACUUGAAUCAUUAUUACGACAAUAUAGAGUAGAAUCGCCUUCUUCUAAGUGUAUGUGUUCACUUCUGUAGAAAUGACAAAUUUUAUUUUCGCUUCAGUUUUUGCAUAAUUGUAAAAUGAUUGUGACUAACUUGUUUGAAAUCUGAAAGUUGUAAGUGGGAAUAUUUUCUGUUAUGUUCUAGCUGGAUCUAUUAAAUUGAAAUCGCGGAAUAAUUACAAA
Cloeon dipterum is the source of this 2226-nucleotide messenger RNA. Its product is annotated as negative elongation factor A-like. The transcript has 10 exons. The coding region runs from base 157 to 1944 and encodes 595 amino acids. NCBI's taxonomy places the organism in Eukaryota, Metazoa, Arthropoda, Insecta, Ephemeroptera, Baetidae. The record is from RefSeq and is a predicted model, not a curated record.